Messenger RNA from Chrysochloris asiatica (Cape golden mole), 1491 nucleotides. Its product is annotated as ribosomal L1 domain-containing protein 1-like. The record is from RefSeq and is a predicted model, not a curated record. The transcript is spliced from 2 exons. The coding region runs from base 1 to 1491 and encodes 496 amino acids. Gene Ontology annotation, cellular component: 90S preribosome. NCBI's taxonomy places the organism in Eukaryota, Metazoa, Chordata, Mammalia, Afrosoricida, Chrysochloridae.
AUGGAGGCCUCGGCUUCAGCCCCAACUUCAGCCCCAGCUUCAGCCGCAACUCCAGCAACCCCGGCCGCAAAGGAUCCGCGGCUGGAGCUGAACAAAAUACAGGUUAAAAAGGCAGUAAAAGCUCUGUUAGCACAUUCAGAGUCCAGAAAAAAUGCGAAUGCAAUGCUUUUGAAUGAGAAUGAAAAUAUGUUUUUAAUGGUGGUGUUGUGGAAAAUCCCCAAGAAAGAACUGCGGGCCAGACUGUCUUUGCCUCAUGCUAUUCGAUCAGACUUAACAGAAAUCUGUCUGUUUACCAAGGAUGAACCCGACUUAACGCCUGAAAAGACAGAGCAGUUCUAUAGGAAUCUUUUGAACAAGCAUAAAAUUAAAACCGUUUCUCAGAUUAUCUCCCUCCGAACUUUGAAACAGGAAUAUAAACCCUAUGAAGCCAAGCUCCGCCUCUUGGGCAGUUUUGACUUCUUCCUGACUGAUGCAAGAAUUAGGCGGCUUCUGCCUUCAAUUAUCGGGAAACAUUUCUAUCUCCGAAAGAAAGUCCCCGCAUGUGUGAACCUCCUGGCCAAGGACCUGUCUAAAGAGAUUAACAGCUGUAUUGGUGGAACAAUCCUGAACAUCUCGAAAAAUGGUUCAUGCAGCACUGUACGCGUUGGUCACACUGGAAUGAAGAUGCAGCACAUUGUGGAAAACAUCAUUGCAGUCACAAAAGGACUUUCAGAAAAAUUGCCAGAGAAGUGGCAGAGUGUGAAGCUUUUAUACCUGAAAACUGAGAAAUCGGUUGCCCUUCCUGUCUUCUCUUCAUAUGUCAGCUCUUUGGAUGGGAAACAAGUACUCACCCAAGCCCAGAAGAAAAAAGAUGCAAAGAAAAAACAGACAGAAAAGCUCCAGAAAAAGAAAGAGAAGAAAAGGAGAAAAAGAGAAAUGCAGCAGGCCGCAAAGGCUAAUUCAGCCCGAACUCAAGUAAAGAAGGAUACAGCUGAAAUCCAGAGUGCUGGAGCCCAGAAGGGUGGGGAGACCUCCGAAAAGAAGAAAAAGCGCCACAGAGUGAAAACCCAGCUGAAAGCGGGUGACGACUCCGGGGAUGAAAUUCCACUGCUGGUGCCGAUAAAGAAAACGCCUGCUAAGAACAAAAGCGUAGAGAUGCCAAAGGGUGACAUAGUAAAGAAGUCUCCACAAAAGAGUCCUGCUCCCAACACUCCUUUUAGGAAGAAGAGAAAGGCCACCUCUGCACUGGGGACCCUGAAAGGCACAGAACCAGACUUCCAGGUUACAGGCCCAGCAGAGACGGGGGCCUCAGCUACAGGCCCCCAGAAGAAGCCAAGAAUUCGAGAAGAGACAGCAAAAGAAUCAGCCUCUGCUCUGGGCAAGAAAGACCCAAGGCAGACUCCUAAAAAGCCCGGACCCAAGUUUUUCGCCACUCCUAGUAAAUCUGCCCGGAAAACUCCCCAGAACCCCAAGCAACAGCCCAGAAAACCCAAAGUGCCCCAGUUACCCUAA